UAGAAAUUGAACUUUCCAGAAUCGAAAGUGAAAGUUGGAUAGACCGCUUGCUUUGUCUGUUUGCUUCAUCACGAUUGAAUUUCAAUUAGCCCCUCAAUUUAAACAUGGAAAAACAAAUUGAAGAAUUGAAGAAUGAUAUUGAAGAAAUUAACAGUUUACUAGAAUCUGCUUGUCGAACAAGAGUUAAAGAUCUUCUUGGUUUGGAUAAAAGAAAAUUGGAAACCGAGUUAAUACAGAAACAAGACCGUUUAAAAAGUUCAACAGAACAAAAAUCAAUACCAGGAACAAUUGUUAAACCAAAGACAGGAACUUACACAGUCACAAUACAUAACUAUGCAUGGGAUCAAUCAGAAAAAUUCAUGAAACUGUAUGUCACCCUGAAUGGUGUACAAUCUUUACCAAAAGAUCAAGUAACCAGUCACUUCACAAAAAGAUCCAUCAGAUUAAAAGUGAACGACUUGGAUGGUAAAAAUCAUGAACUUUAUAUUUCCAAUCUUUUUGAUGAUGUACAACCCAGUGAAAGUUUUGUCAAGAUUAAGAAAGAUACUGUCUUGGUAAUGAUGAGAAAGGACAAUUCUAAAACCUGGACAUAUGUUACACAGCGAGAAAAUAAAGAAAAGGAAGCCAAAAAACCCAAAGUGGAUGAAAAUGCUGAUCCCAAUGAUAGUUUGAUGACCAUGAUGAAACAGAUGUAUGAAGAUGGAGAUGAUGAGAUGAAGAAAACUAUAGCAAAGGCAUGGAGUGAAUCCAGGAACAAACAAUCAAAAGACACUGAAUAAUUCCAGUCAUCUACAUAUUCUAACAUGAUUGACAGUAGAAAGUAGCAUAGAUUUUAAAAAUUUAUCAAAUAUCUGAAGAAAAAUCAUCUAAUCAUUUUAUAAUUUCAUAAUAAUUGUGUUUAACUGUCAUAAUGAUGUAUCAACUAAUAAAUUUCAGACUUUG
Mytilus californianus (California mussel) is the source of this 942-nucleotide messenger RNA. RefSeq names its product calcyclin-binding protein-like. NCBI's taxonomy places the organism in Eukaryota, Metazoa, Mollusca, Bivalvia, Mytilida, Mytilidae. Bases 105 to 779 code for a protein of 224 amino acids. Gene Ontology annotation, biological process: heart development. Gene Ontology annotation, cellular component: nucleus. The transcript is spliced from 6 exons. Gene Ontology annotation, molecular function: ubiquitin protein ligase binding; tubulin binding; S100 protein binding. The record is from RefSeq and is a predicted model, not a curated record.